AUGGCAAAUUCUAGGAUUCACGCGAUUGAUUCACUUAAAACCAAAUCUUUGUUAAAUAUAGAAUCUCAAGAACAAAUUUAUGAAAGCCCUAUUAUUGUUUGUAAGACAACUCAAAAUAUAAAAUCCAUUCUUAAAAAAUAGUAAGGAUUGUAGACAGAAAAGAAGAAACUUUAAUUUAAAGUUGAUUUGAAUAAAACAUAUGUGGUUGAAAAUUGGAAGAUUUAUAACACUCCUUUUGAAGAAGAUGACAGUUGUUGCUGUAUAAUAUAAUGA
Paramecium sonneborni is the source of this 273-nucleotide messenger RNA. The record is from the annotation of a GenBank genome assembly. NCBI's taxonomy places the organism in Eukaryota, Ciliophora, Oligohymenophorea, Peniculida, Parameciidae.